CCCGCCCCGUUUCCCUGGCCCCUCCCUCUCCCCAGCCCGAUCCGCCCGCCCGCUCCCCCUCCCCCGAUCCCUCGGGUCCCGGGAUGGGGGGGCGGUGAGGCAGCCACAGCCCCCCGCCCCCAUGGCCACCCGUCGGAGCCAGAAGCGGAGGGGGCGCCGGGGGGAGCCCGGCACCGCCCUGCUGGCCCCGCUCGUGCUGGGCCUGGGCCUGGCGCUGGCCUGCCUUGGCCUCCUGCUGGCCGUGGUCAGCCUGGGGAGCCGGGCAUCGCUGUCUGCCCAGGAGCCUUCGCAGGGGGAGCUGGUGGCAGAGGAGGACCAAGACCCGCUGGACCUGAAUCCCCAGACAGAGGAAAGCCAGGACACCGUGUCUUUCCUGAAACUGGUUCGGCCUCGCAGAAGUGCACCUAAAGGCCGGAAACCACGGGCUCGCAGAGCGAUUGCAGCCCACUUUGAAGUUCACCCACGGCCGGGACAGGAUGGAGCACAGGCAGGUGUGGACGGGACGGUGAGUGGCUGGGAGGAGGCCAAAAUCAACAGCUCCAACCCACUGCGCUAUGAUCGCCAAAGCGGGGAGUUUAUAGUCACCCGGGCUGGGCUCUACUACCUGUAUUGUCAGGUUCACUUUGAUGAGGGAAAGGCUGUCUACCUGAAGCUGGACUUGCUGGUGGAUGACACACUCGCCCUGCGCUGCCUGGAGGAGUUCUCGGCCACGGCAGCGAGCUCCCUCGGGCCCCAGCUCCGUCUCUGCCAGGUGUCUGGGCUGUUGCCCCUGCGGCCAGGGUCCUCCCUGCGGAUCCGCACCCUCCCCUGGGCCCAUCUCAAGGCCGCCCCCUUCCUUACCUACUUUGGACUCUUCCAAGUUCACUGAGGGGCCCUGGUCUCUUGGUGGCUUGCCCAGGCCGCCGGCUCCCUACAGCAGCUCUCUGAGCACACACACACCCUCCCCCCUCCCCUCUGUCCCACCCUAAGAUGCUCCUCCCCCAGACCUGCCUCUCCUGCGGGGCUCUCACUUGAUGCCCAUGCCACAUAAAUACUCCCAUCCAGCUCCGACCACACCCCCACCUCUGGCUCCCCACCUCACCAGCCCCCAAACCCCUGAUCUUUCCCUGCCCCCAUUUGUCUCCUGACUCCCCACCCUGGCCGCAGCCCCCCAAGACACUGUGUUUACUGUACUCUGGGUGACGAUGGAUCCUGAAUACCCCUCUUCAGGCACUGAGAGGGGCUGGAUGCCAGAGAGACUGGGACUAGGCCAGGAGUUCCCAAAUGUGAGGGGUAAGAGACCAAGGCAGGCUCCUCCCUUGAUAAUUCCCUGUGGAUUUUUAAAAGAUAUUAUUUUUAUUAUUAUUGUGACAAAAUGUUGAUAAGUGGAUAUUAAAGAGAAUAAAUCAU
Messenger RNA from Camelus dromedarius (Arabian camel), 1389 nucleotides. RefSeq names its product TNF superfamily member 12 (gene TNFSF12). The record is from RefSeq and is a predicted model, not a curated record. The transcript has 7 exons. NCBI's taxonomy places the organism in Eukaryota, Metazoa, Chordata, Mammalia, Artiodactyla, Camelidae. Gene Ontology annotation, cellular component: membrane. Gene Ontology annotation, biological process: immune response; positive regulation of isotype switching to IgA isotypes. Bases 122 to 868 code for a protein of 248 amino acids. Gene Ontology annotation, molecular function: tumor necrosis factor receptor binding; receptor ligand activity.